AUGCAAACACGUCAAGAUGAUGGAGCAAUCGCGAACAAACCACUCAGCCUUACUGCUAGCAACGCUGGGAUGCUAUUGAUAAUAUACUCCCAGUUCUUCUUCGCUUCCAUGGAUAUCUCAGUGAAGCUACUGAACGGCUUGGAGCCUCCGGUGCAUGCGCUUCAGAUUAUUGUGAUCAGGAUGAGCAUCACUUUUGUAUGUUGCGAGAUAUACAUGAUUGUUGCGGGGAUCCCUGAUCCGUUAGCUGGACCUAAAGGCGUUCGAAUGCUGCUUCUCAUUCGUAGUGUCACUGGGUUUUUCGGGUUAGCUGGCAUGUACUGGUCACUCCAGUACUUGUCUGUUGCAGAUGCGACGGUGUUGGUGUUUUUGACACCUCUCACGGCAGCAGUGGCUGGAUCCUGUAUUUUUGAAGGAGAGCUACUCCGUCAAGCAAGCUGUGGCGGGAGCCUGCUCGGUGUUGUCCUCAUAGGCAGACCCGCAUUCCUAUUUGGCCCCCUGAAUGGUAUUCCUCGAGGACUCCCAGACGUGGCCUCUGCGCAAAGGCUGGCGGGUGUUGGGGCGUGUAUGGUUAGCGUGCUUGGAAAUACUGGAGCAUAUACCUUGAUUCGUGCAAUUGGGAAACGUGCUCACCCGAUGCAUAUAAUGACAUACUUUUCAUUAUGGUGCACAAUUAUAUCAUCUUUGGGGAUGGUUGUCUUCGAUAUUCCCGUUGUAUAUCCUACAUCAUGGAUGUGGAUGCUUCUUCUGUUCAUGGUUGGUGUCUUCGGCUUUGCAGCGCAGACUCUUUUGACGAUGGGACUACAGCGAGAAACUGUGUCACGUGGUAUCACUGGAAUGUAUGCUCAGUUGGUUUUUGCUGUGAUGCUCGAACGCCUGUUAUUCGGAGUCAUACCGUCUUUACUGUCAGUUUUUGGCGCCGCUGUCAUCAUGUCCUCUUCUCUCUAUGUCGUUGUGAGUGGUCGCUAUGCUUGUUGCCAAAUUUCUGUGCUAAUGUAG
Molecule: messenger RNA, 996 nt
Organism: Suillus bovinus
Lineage: Eukaryota; Fungi; Basidiomycota; Agaricomycetes; Boletales; Suillaceae
Product: drug/metabolite transporter superfamily
Exons: 10
Coding region: 1-996 (331 amino acids)
Cellular component (GO): membrane
Source: RefSeq, a predicted model, not a curated record